This is a messenger RNA of Amphiprion ocellaris (clown anemonefish), 2355 nucleotides long. RefSeq names its product chloride channel K (gene clcnk). The record is from RefSeq and is a predicted model, not a curated record. NCBI's taxonomy places the organism in Eukaryota, Metazoa, Chordata, Actinopteri, Pomacentridae. Bases 94 to 2160 code for a protein of 688 amino acids. The transcript has 20 exons. Gene Ontology annotation, cellular component: membrane. Gene Ontology annotation, molecular function: voltage-gated chloride channel activity. Gene Ontology annotation, biological process: chloride transport; transmembrane transport.
CACUUAACAACCAGGUAGCAACGCAUUUACACCACACUUAGACAUAUGACCAUAUGAACAGAUAUAACACUAGAAGUGCAACUCAAAGGCAAAAUGAAUAGCUGGGAUGAGUCUCUUGGGAGUGAAACAGAUGGAGAGAACAACAGCCAGGAGCAAGACAAUCGGCCAGAAACAUCCCAUAACAAGAACUGUCUCCUGUCUCAUCCAUGGAAACCCUGCAGACGACCGCAUGCAAUUGUCAAAGAGUGGCUGCUGAGGCUGAGGUUAUGCCUGGGAACAGUGUGUGGCAUGGAGUGGUAUGGCUACGCUAUUCUAGGCAUUUCGACUGCCAUCCUCAGCUUCCUCAUGGACCUCAGUGUAACAAAGCUACUCACAGCUCACCAGUGGCUUUAUAUGAAGCUGGAGGGCAACAUUCUGCUGCAGUUUUUCUGCUGGACUCUUUAUCCAGCAUGCCUCUGUUGUUUCGCAUCAUCGUUCUCCCACAACAUCUGUCCCUUCUCCACAGGCUCAGGGAUACCAGAGGUGAGAACCAUGAUGGCUGGCAUUGAAAUGCCACAUUACUUAUCUCUCACUAAUAUGUUUACCAAGUUCUUGGGCCUUAUCUGUACCCUUGCAGCCGGCAGCACUGCUUUUCUGGGUAAAGUGGGUCCAUUUGUACAUCUUUCCACCAUGCUGGGAGCCUACCUGAGCAAGCUCUGCACUCUUAUACAAGCCAAUAAGAUGGCGAAAGCAGAUGAUGAAAUGUUGGUUGUAGCUGCUGCAGUCGGCGUAGCCAGCUGCUUUGGAGCUCCCAUUAGUGGUGUGCUGUUCAGUGUGGAGGUGAUGAGUUCUCACUUUGCUCUCAGACAUUACUGCCCAUGCUUCUUCUCAGCUGCCUGUGGGGCGUUGACCUUCCGCCUGCUCUCAGUGUGGAGUGGAGAUGGAGAGACGCUUCAGGCAUUGUUCAAAACUAAUUUCCCCACUGCUGUACCUUUCUACCCGUUCGAGAUUCUGCUGUUUGCCUUCCUGGGGCUGCUGUGUGGGGCUGUGAGCUGCUGCUACCUCUUCUGCCAUCGACUGAUUUUGCGUUUUACCAAAACAAACAGAGUGUUCAUCAAGAUGUUGACAACAGAGAAGGGUCUGUACUCAGGUAUGGUGGUCUUCUUCCUGGCAUCGCUGACGUUUCCAUAUUCUGCUGGUCAAUACAUGGCUUCUAAGUACACCAUGAAGCAGCUCCUCACUUCCCUGCUGGAUAAUGGGCAAUGGAACUCCCAAUUCCGCAAUGCCUCUCUGCAAGUUGAGCCUUCGCUGGGAUGGAGCUCAUCAGGGAUUCCUGUCUACCUCUCUUUGGCUUUCUUUCUGCUUAUGAAGAUGUGGAUGCUGGUCCUCGCCUGCACUCUUCCUCUGCCUGCUGGAUACUUCAUGCCAGUGUUUGUCUACGGGGCAGCUAUUGGCCGUUUGCUUGGAGAAGGAGUAGCUUAUGUAUCUUCUACUGGAGGGACAUCAGGCCAGCAGUGGGCUUCUAUAAACCCUGGAGGCUAUGCACUCGCUGGUGCAGCAGCUUUCUCUGGAGCUGUGACACACACAUUGUCCCCAGUUCUCCUGGCUGUGGAGUUGACUGGCCAGUUCAGUCAUGCUGUACCCAUCCUCCUCGCCACUCUGCUGGCCAAUGCCCUGGCACGCUCCGGUCACCGCCCAUCUUUCUAUGAUGCAAUCUCCAUCAGCAAGAGGCUCCCACACCUGCCCUCUCUGAGGAAGGCAAAUCCUCGGAUUCCCUCCACACCACUUGGACAGGUUUUGGGAGUGAAAUCAGUCCAGCUUCAAAAAGCAGCAGGGCCAGUGGAGGUUCAGCAUGCUGUCAAUAGCAGCACUGACACACAAAUCCCUGUGGUGGAGUCACAUGAGUCGCAGGUUUUGCUGGGAUUUGUUCUGCCGCCAGAGCUGCUGAUGUUCCUACGUCACUGUAAGGCUGAGGGUCUGGAGAAACAUCUGGAUGAGGUCUGCUGCAUUCACCCAACUUCUGUCCUGUUAUCACCUCACAACACUGUUCAGGAGGCUGUCAGUAUACUGACUCUAGUUGGAGCCCAGACCUUGUUUGUAGCAGACAGAGGAAGGCUACUUGGCCUCAUCACAUGGCCAGAGAUAAAGAGAAUACUGGAGGACUUGGCCGAUGAAAUCUAAGCAGCAUCACACAGGAAAUAAACACAUUGGACGACCGUUUUAUGUCAGCAAAUAUAAAUCCAUCUCUGUCUGAUUAGCUUGUAAGGAAGUCUUUGUUUAUUCAUGAUAACAUCUCAUCAUUCCUCAAGUGUGACAAUAUUUACACAAAACUGUCAUUAACUGGAAGCUCCUAUGAUAAACAUCGAUCAGAGCUCA